AGCUGGGUGAGGACCGCGUUACUGGCUUGCGUUUUAUAAGUGACGGGUAGCGCCAACAAAUCUUACGUUUUGUCGCCAAUAAUCCAUGAGAGAGUGUCUGCAGUGCCCCUGCUGUGAUAUGGAGAACUUGGAAGAGGACCUGACGUGCUCUGUGUGUUAUUCCCUCUUCACUGAUCCGAGAGUGCUCCCGUGCUCCCACACAUUCUGCAGGGCCUGCCUGGACAACGUGCUCCAAAUCUCUGCCAACUUCUCCAUCUGGCGCCCCCUUCGCCUUCCUCUCAAAUGCCCCAACUGCCGGACCAUAGUGGAGCUGCCCCAAAGUGGCGUGGAAGCCCUUCCCGUCAACGUGUGUCUCCGCGCCAUCGUCGAGAAAUACCAGCACGAGGGCCAGCCUCGUGUUCCCUCCUGCCCCGAGCACCCACGUCAGCCUCUCAACGUCUACUGCGUUCAAGACCGACAACUCGUAUGUGGCUUCUGCCUUACCAUUGGACAGCACCAGGGCCAUGCCAUCGACGACCUACAGACGGCGUACGUUAAAGAGCGCGACACGCCGGCCAAGCUCGUCGAACGCUUGACGGACAAGCGCUGGGAGGAGGUGUGCGGCUUGGUGGAGCAGCUGGAACAGGAGAAGUCCCGGCAGGAGGGCCUGGUGCGUCAGGACCGCGAGGCAGUCCUGCGGUUCUUCCAGGGCCUUGAGCGCCUUCUCGCACACAAGAAGGAGCUGUUCAUGAAAGCCUUAGCUGGGGCCAACACGCAGCUGGCCGGUGUCUAUGACCCGCUCAUCGAAAAGCUGAAAGACAUGAAGGAAGAGCAGCUAGACCUGAUCUCCCUGAGUGCGAGCAUCGAAGAUGAGGAGUCUCCACUUGCUUUCCUGGAAACGGUGCACCACCUGAGGGAAAGGGUGGAUGCCUUAACCAAGACGUCCCUGCCGGAGGUUCCCUGUGUCCAUAUCUCGCCCCAUGCAGAGGACUUCCUUGAGGAACACUGGGUGAACGUGACCAUCGGGCGGCUGGAGGACGGCCCUGUCCCCAAAGUCUCCUUCCACGUAAAAGCAUGCUCAGCAAAAGCCACACAGCCCAUGGUGCAGCGAGCGUGGUUCCGGUUUCAAACGCAGUCUUUGACUUACGUGACCUUUGUGGUGGUAGUGUUGCUGCUCCUCCUGCUCUUGUGGUUAAAUCCAGUGGGCGGAGCCUCCCUCGGGUUCUCCAUUCUUUCCCAGAUCAGCCAGGCAGUGGAAAGCUUAGUGGAUGAAGGGACCUCUUCACUCCACGAGUCGGGGACGUUUCUCUACCGCUUGCUUCGUGACCUCGGCCUCAGGUUUCGCUCGUAUAUUUCCGGUCUGGGAGAGAACACCUACCAGCUUCUGGUCUCUUCUUUUUCAAAAUAUUUCAGUUAUGCUAACUGACCAAAGAAUAGUCACUUGAAGCAUUUAGAUACAAAGUGCUGUACAGAACCUGACACGGAUGCCAUUGUGUGGCAGUGAAUUAUGCAUGAAUUCUAGCCAUCUGAACAGACUUGCUGGGGCAAACACAGGAGUUGCCAUUAAGUGUAGUAGUCCAUGUUCAUAGGUAGAGAUUCAGGGAAAUGUGUAGUUCUAACUAAUCAUGCAGCUUUAAAGAAAGUUUGUUGUAUAAACUCUGACCUUUUAUGAGUCACUUUCAUAGGACCUUGCUACUGAUGUUUUAUUCUACUUUAUAUUAACUUUUGCUACUAAAAUUUAAUACUGAAUAACUGUGUCCAGAUAUGUACUGAAUAAUCAUUCAUAAAGUCUUGACUGCAUUUUCUACUGAGCUUUCAGGAAUUACUAAAAUAGAGAUGUCAGACCAGCUGUGCUACUUGGAUCACACUGUGGACCUGAUAUAUUAGAAUUCCUUCUCCACAGCUUACGUGUGCCCAAAUUCAUUCAAACAGCAGACAAGAAGGAAUGGAAGGAUCGUUAAUUACCACACCCAGCACAGCCUCCCCCACUAUCUCGAGCACUGAAACAUGCAGCACCUCCAUGGCUUACCACUCACCUUAACCUCAACUCGGUGGAUUUAAGCCUUAAGAACCUCAGCAAAUUAAUUUUUAUUUAUUUAUUUUUAAUAAAACUCAACAUUUGGUUGAUGCAA
Electrophorus electricus (electric eel) is the source of this 2111-nucleotide messenger RNA. The record is from RefSeq and is a predicted model, not a curated record. NCBI's taxonomy places the organism in Eukaryota, Metazoa, Chordata, Actinopteri, Gymnotiformes, Gymnotidae.